Brassica napus (rape) is the source of this 3274-nucleotide messenger RNA. Its product is annotated as EPIDERMAL PATTERNING FACTOR-like protein 2. NCBI's taxonomy places the organism in Eukaryota, Viridiplantae, Streptophyta, Magnoliopsida, Brassicales, Brassicaceae. The record is from RefSeq and is a predicted model, not a curated record. Bases 2531 to 2899 code for a protein of 122 amino acids. Gene Ontology annotation, biological process: stomatal complex development; guard cell differentiation. The transcript has 3 exons.
CUUGAUUUAAAAAAGAAAAUGUUUAACAGCGGUUAACUGCACAUAGCGAUUGAGAAUAUAAUUGUUUUAACCACUGAAAAAAAAAAGAAUUGGGAAGAGUAAGCGAAACGUGAAAUAUAUGUGUCGCAUAAACUCCCAUCCCGGGUUAGAGAGAGGAGAGAGAAAUUGAGAGAGGGUUCCCGGCCGAUGGCGAGGCUCCUUUAGCCACCGUCGGUCCGGUCUUGUUUUUCAAGUUUCUUUUAAACGUGGGUUUAUGUUUUUAGGUUAUAGAUCUGUUGGAUUUAGUCUCGGCGGCGUACCUAUCUACGGUGGCCGUCCGAUUUUGUCUCGGGAAGUGAUGGCUUUUUCAGCAUCUUCUUCGCCGAUCUCUGUUUCCGGGAGACGGUGGCUUCUUCAGCACCGAGAUCGCCAGCUUUUGGUUCCGGGAGGCGGUGGCUCUCUUAGCACCGCUAGCGCCGGCUGGUUUCUUGAGUUACCCCACAUCGAUCUAUGAAUCUGAGCCUCUCUUGUUAAUCCGCCUCUCGUUUUUGAAUCUGGUUCCGCAUGCAUGAAUGUCGGAGAUGAUGAUCGAUUGUAGGCGGUUUUAUUCUCUAUUAAAUUCGUAGAUCCGACUAGUUAUGAUUCUCGGUAUGCGUUGGUUGUAUACGAAUCGCGGUGGAAAGUUGGUUUUGAAUGGUUUCGGCUCAGAUUCGAUGACGGCGUCGCGGUUAGCCGUCGUAUCGCGGAUUCCGGAGCCGAAGGAAGAAGAGAGGGAGGCGCGCGCUUCGCGCGGAUCGAGCGGCGCUCCUCAAGCUAGAGUUUUCGGAAGUUGGGCCUUUUGGCCCAUAAUGUUAGUUGUGUUUUUUCGCCUUGUGUAUUUGGGCUUUUGUAAUGUUUGGACCCUGACCUUUUGGGUUUUUAACCUCCUUUAAUAAAUUCAGAUGGGAAAAAAAAAAAGAGUAAGCGAAACGUGAUGACACGGUUCUAUAUGAAUAUUAUUUAAUCAAUUUAUUUUUGGUAAGAAAUUAUUUAAAUAAUGAAUAUGUAAGAAUUUUGGUGAGAAAAGUGCGAAAAGGCAAGGACGCACUGCAUUGGCCGGUCAGGUGAGGUGGGUCCUUUUACUGCUCCAGUCAGUCUAUUACCACAAGAAACCGCAGAAACCAGAACUCAAAAAGCAACUCAAUUUUAUAAAUUACUGAGAAUAUAAUAUAUAAAGUACUUUAGUAAUUUAAAAGAAAAAUCUAAACAGCUGUGGAAGAAUGUCAGUUCUUAUUAAAAUCCUUGAAUAUUUAUUUUAAGUUUACAAAAAUAACAAAUUUCGUUUAAAUUUCUUGUCUUUUUUUUUUUUAUAAUCCAGGAUUCCCCGCUUCGCGGAUCAUUCCAUGGACCCGGUUAGGCAGCGGGUCAGCUUCACCCGGGAGGGUAUUCCCUGAGCCCGAAGGCCUAGUACCCGCUUUUGUGACAGGGAUGAGCAGUUCGUCUCCGACUGACGUCGAACCCAGAAUUGGCCCCCAAAACUCUAACAGUAGAGCUGGCUCAUCCCGUCAAAUUUCUUGUCUUUUGACCCUUUUUUUUCUUUGAGCAACCUUGUCUUUUGACCUUUAUCUUUUCAAUUUCUUGUUUUCUUUUAGAUUCAUAAUGGUCUCAUUUGUAUACUAAUUUAACUUAAUCUAUUUAUCGUUUCAAAACUUUAAUUUAGCUUUCUUAGGUAUUUUUAGUAUUUUUAUUUGGUUAAUUAUUUGAUAUCUUAAAUGUUCUCUAUACGUCAAAAUAGAUUUAUUCACCCUGCUCUUUUAUACCUACGUAAUUUAUCCUUUUCACCUUAUUUUUGUUAUCGGAAACUUUUAGCCAUACGUAUCAAACUAUACAUACACAUUUAAUAGAAUCCGACUCUCGUUAAGCUAUACUCCCUCUCUAUCAUUUUAGUUAGUGUCUAAGGUUUUUACACAAAAAUUAAAAAAAAUACAAAAUUUUAUGAAGUUUAUCUUAAUUACAUAAAAGUAACAUUAAACAAAAUUAGUUUAACCAAUAAAAAAAAUACAAUAUUUUAUAAUUGGUCACAACAUUUUAAUGAUAUUAAAUUUUAUCUAGAAUAACGAAAACAUCACAUAAUAUGAAACAAAAUAAAAAUCCCUAAACACCACUUAAAAUGAUACGGAGUAAGUACUACCCACUAUAAUUUAAACAGUGUAUAUAAAAUAUGGGGGUCCCGGUAUAUUUUUAUUUUUCAUCUUUUUUAUUGUCACGAUUUAAUUUUUCGUCUUUAAAUAUUCUCUAUACAUAUCUUUGACGAUGUGAUGAUACAAAAAAGUAUAAAUCAUAUUCAUAUAUUAUAUAUAUCAUGUCAAGUCAUGUAGAACCCUUACAUGCAUAUAUGUCCGUGCGUGUAGUAUAGUUUAAGGAAACAUUCCCUUCAAAGGAUAAUAAUCACUCUCCUUUUGUUUCCCUACUUACAUAAAUCUUCUUCUACGCAUCAAGACGCAGUGAGAGAGAAGAGAGAGAAAGUCCGAUUGUUUCUCCAGUAAACUGCAAACCGACCUUGUGUCUGAAAAUGGCGUUGUGCAGGAAAAUGUCAAGUUGUCUACUGAUUUUGCUGAUUCUUAUUUCGACCUAUUUCAGUCUAAUGGCUAAUGGCAGACCAGAGCCAAGCUCGUAUGAAACCACUACUGGAGGUGAUCAAGACCUGAAGAUGCUGAUGAGAGGUUUAAUAGGAUCAAGUCCACCAAGAUGUGAGAGAGUGAGAUGUCGUGCGUGUGGACACUGCGAAGCAAUACAAGUUCCUACUAAUCCUCAAACAAAGCUCCGUCACUCUCCUUCCUCUGAGAUUAUCAAUCUUGAUUACACCAGAGGAGACGACAGUACUAAUUAUAAACCAAUGAGCUGGAAAUGCAAAUGUGGUAACUCUAUCUAUAACCCUUAAAGAGAUUUCUUACUCUUGAUCGAUACAUUUUAUUUCUUUGCUUUUGGGUUCAAAUUCUAAAAUAUCUGUGUACAUAUAUAUAUGCUUUAGUUGUAAUCUUCAGAGUUUCUAAAAAUUCUGCGUUUAUUUUGAUUCUGAUGUUGUUUAUUAUUAUAGUGUAGUUAACAAACAACAGAGAUAAAUAAAACUUGUGUUAUCAAAAUUGAUUUGUUUUUGUUAUUAUAGAUAAUGGGUUUUAAUUUACGAAUCGUGAAAGUAAAAUCUUUUAACAAUAAAGGAAAUAUGAUUAGAAGAACACGCAUCGUAAACAGAACGCACGGAAACCUAUUUUCAAGACGAUUCUGACAAAUACCAAUUUUAUGGAUGAAAGUUACA